UGUUCUCUUCAUAUCCGGUUUCUUUCCGUUUCCUAUCCUGAAUAUUUUAUUUUCCCCAAUAAUCUCAAUCACGGCCUUUCUGAAUGGAGUCUUUGGAAACUCGGUCGCGCGAUGUACAAGAAAGGACAUUCUGUAAAUGGCUGAACACGAAACUAGAGUCCAACGGCUAUCCUGCAAUGACAUCCCUCGUGAAGGAUCUAUCUGAUGGUGUGAAGCUGAUACAAUUAAUGGAAAUUAUGGGAGAUGUCUCCCUCGGUCGAUACAACAAAACACCGAGGAUGAGAGUUCAAAAAGCGGAGAACGUAAACAAGGCAUUGGAAUUUAUCACAUCUAGAGGCGUCAAGCUCACCAACAUCGGCCCUGAAGAUAUCAUCGACGGCAAUUUGAAACUCAUACUUGGGAUGAUUUGGACCCUCAUUCUUCGGUUCACUAUCGCCGACAUCAGUGAAGAGGGCUUAUCCGCCAAGGAAGGUCUCUUGCUAUGGUGCCAACGCAAGACAGAGCCGUACAAGGAAGUAGACGUACAAGACUUCUCUACCAGCUGGUCGGAUGGUUUAGCUUUAUGUGCAUUGAUCCACUGUCAUCGACCUGACUUGUUGGACUAUGACAAGUUAGAUAAGACGGAUCGACACGGAAACACAAGGCUCGCCUUCCAGAUAGCAGCGGAGCAUCUUAACAUACCCCAACUGUUGGAAGUUGAGGAUUUAUGUGAUACAAGACAUCCUGAUGAACGCAGUGUUAUGACUUAUAUUGCAAGCUUCUUCCAUGCCUUUUCCUCGAUGGACCAGGCGGAGACUGUUUCUCGGCGGGUUGAAAAAUUCGCAGAGUUGAUGCAGUCCGUGUGGAUUUCAAAAAACGACUACGAACGUCGAGUUCGACUUUUACUCUUAGCAUGGACCGAAAUGCAGACGAGUUGGAAGGCAAGCCUAUUCACCGGGACGUAUACUGAAUCAAGGGAACGUUCGGCGGAAUUUUCUACAUACAAGCAAACCAUCAAGCGUGCGUGGGUUACUGAAAAGCAGGACAUCGCGACUCUUUUCGGCAACGUACAGACAAAGCUCAAAACAUAUGGUUUGAGAGAAUAUGUUCCCCCGCCAAAUCUAUCUUUGUUAGAUGUAGACGACGCAUGGAAAGUUCUACUAGCAUCUGAAGCGCAAAGAUCACGAGCUAUUAAUGCGGAAAUCAGACAAAUCAAAGAAACCAUUCGGAAAAAGUUCGCCGAGGUCGCCAACGAUUUUGAGCAACGUCUGCAUGCCAUUUCGUCCGAACUAACUUCCAUAGAUGGCCCACUUGAGGUUCAGCAACAGUCAGUCGAACAAAUCCAAACACGACUUCCUGCCCUGUCAGAAACAUUGAACUACGUAGCGGAAGCUGAAGCUGAAUGUAAUGCGGCCAAUAUCGAGGAAAAUGAUUACACCAUCUUCACUUGCCAAGAUCUCGAGUUUGAGUUAGAACUUUUGGUGCAGAGAAUUUCCAAGAAAAUCGCCUUCAUUGAUAAUCAAAUCGUUUCCAGAAAUAUGACCAACUUGACGCCGGCGCAGUUGGAACAGUUUGAGAGCACAUUCAGAUAUUUCGACAAAGACGAGUCAAACACACUAAAUCAAUCAGAAAUGACUGCCGCUCUUGCCAGUCUUGGGAUCGUAUACUCCGAUGAGGAUAUGGAUUACAUAUAUGAUCAAUUGUUACAAGACUACGGUGCAGUGAGCUUCGAGGCUUUUAUCAAUCUAUUGGUGGAGAUCACUGAAGAUCAGACGUCGCCCGAGCAACUCAGAGAGGCAUUUCGUGGUAUUGCGUCCGAUAAGCCAUAUGUUACCGAACUGGACCUUCGAAUUGCACAUUUACGAACCCCCUCGAUUGAGUUUCUGCGAGAAACAAUGCCACAUACUCAGAACGAGACCGGUGAACCCGAGUACGAUUACGAGCGGUGGUUGGACGAUGUAUUCGCGUAGUACAAAUAUCGAUAUCUAUUGCUUUGAACGGCCUUUCUGUAGGUCGGAUCUCUAUCCAUACAGAAUUUGUAUGUUUGGAUGAAUACAGAUAGACAGAUAGAUAUGUGGCUAGGACGGUGUCCCACAAGGGAACAGUCGAGUCCAUUCAUCUCGGCUGAGAGGCUCAUCCUACAUGGGAUGGUAGACUGCAGUGAGAAUGGAGGGAAUACUAUUGUACAGCACUCUUCAAUUCAUCUAGAAUAUGGUCAGACAAAGUGUUGCCACCGAACCACCAGUACAUAAUUAAAAUUGACUGGUCCAUUAUGCAAGAC
Molecule: messenger RNA, 2260 nt
Organism: Lentinula edodes (shiitake mushroom)
Lineage: Eukaryota; Fungi; Basidiomycota; Agaricomycetes; Agaricales; Omphalotaceae
Product: actinin-like protein
Exons: 18
Coding region: 84-1949 (621 amino acids)
Biological process (GO): actin filament bundle assembly; actin cytoskeleton organization
Cellular component (GO): actomyosin contractile ring; cell junction; cortical actin cytoskeleton
Molecular function (GO): calcium ion binding; actin lateral binding
Source: RefSeq, a predicted model, not a curated record